This is a messenger RNA of Saccostrea cuccullata (small rock oyster), 4350 nucleotides long. RefSeq lists its product as uncharacterized. Gene Ontology annotation, molecular function: aspartic-type endopeptidase activity; nucleic acid binding; zinc ion binding. The coding region runs from base 1 to 3912 and encodes 1303 amino acids. NCBI's taxonomy places the organism in Eukaryota, Metazoa, Mollusca, Bivalvia, Ostreida, Ostreidae. The transcript has a single exon. The record is from RefSeq and is a predicted model, not a curated record. Gene Ontology annotation, biological process: proteolysis; DNA integration.
AUGUCGGCAUUACCAAACUUUCCACCAUUUUCUGUGCAUGAGAAUGCAACGGACAUACGCUGGAAGAAAUGGAAGUUGAGACUGGACAAUCUCAUUCUUGCGAUGGGAAUAAAGAACGACAAAGCCAGACAGAGAGCUCUGCUACUUCACUAUGCUGGAGAGGAGGUAAAUGAGAUUUUUGAGACAUUACCUAACACAGGUGAUGAUUACGACACGGCGGUAGCAAGGUUGACUGAAUACUUCGCCCCAAAGAAGAACACUGAAUUUGAAGUGUACAAAUUCAGGCAGGCCAAGCAGGAACCCGGAGAAACAAUUGACACCUUCCACACCAAGCUAAGACAAUUGUCGUUAACUUGUGAAUUUAACAACAAUGACAAAGAAGUGAAAUCACAGAUAAUUCAAGGAUGCAGCUCAACAAGACUAAGAAGACGAGCACUGAGGGACGACAUAAACCUAGAAGAUUUACUUAAGCUGGCAAGAUCACUUGAACUAUCGGAUAAACAGGCAAGCGAAAUCGAGAAGACCGACAAAAGUGCCGAGGAAGUGCAUGCAAUGAGGAAACGUCGCAAUGCACCCAAAUUUCUGGAAAGAAAACAUGGUACCAGGGAUCGGACGGACACACCCUCAAAGGAGAAAUGCUUCAACUGUGGUGGACAGUUUCCCCAUCUGAAAGGACCGUGUCCGGCAAAAGGUAAGACAUGUAACGCAUGUCACAAGAUAGGCCAUUUCGCUUCCGUCUGCAGAUCAAAGAGCAAAUCAAUGAAUCGUAAACCCAAAUCUGUGAAACAGCCAGAGGCAUGUAAUAGCGACUCUGAUUCAGAAUCUUGCGAAUAUCUCUUUGGUUUAGAUCAAAUUAAUUCCAUUACCAGGAGACAACCGCGAAUAAAAGUUGAAAUCAACGGGAUACCCGUAAAUGUUCUAGUCGACACAGGCUCAAGCAUCAACGUUGUAGAUGAAUGUUCAUUUAAGAAACUUGAAAACAAAGUUAAAUUGCGGAAGGCUGAUACCCGUGUGUUCGUGUAUGGUUCUAAAACUACCCUUGAUAUUAUGGGAAAAUUCCAAGCAACAAUUGAAAACAAAAACAAAAUUGAGAUUGCGGACGUCUAUGUUGUCAAAGGGAACUCUGGUUGUUUACUUGGAUAUGAUACCUGUGUUCAACUGCAAAUUGUGCAGAAAAUAGCAUCUCUUAGUGAUGACAAAAUUGAAAUUUUGUGUCAAAAGUACCCGAAAGUGUUCAAUGGAAUCGGAAAACUUAAACACAAGCAAGUAAAACUCCACGUCGAUGAAUCUGUGAUACCUGUUUCACAACCACACAGAAGAAUUCCAUUCCAUGUCCGGAAACAAGUUGAGAAAGAACUCGAGAAAUUAGAGAAACUCGACAUCAUUGAAAAGGUUAAUGGUCCCACACCAUGGGUCUCUCCGAUCGUCGUUGCUCCUAAACCUAAGAAACCUGGAGAAAUUAGACUGUGUGUGGAUAUGCGGAAAGCCAACACAGCAAUACAACGUGAACGCCAUGUCACGCCAACCAUUGAUGACAUGAUUCUUGAUCUCAAUGGAUCUAAAGUAUUUUCCAAACUCGACCUGAAUGCUGGGUAUCAUCAGCUGGAAUUACACCCAGAUUCUCGGAAAAUCACAACGUUCUCAACCCAUGUUGGAUUACGUCGAUAUAAACGACUAAGCUUUGGAAUUUUUUCAGCAGCAGAAGUAUUCCAGAACUCGCUUAGUACAGCACUUGAAGGUUUACAAGGGGUUAGAAACAUCAGUGAUGACAUCAUAGUGUUUGGACAAACUUGCGAGGAACAUGACAGAAAUCUAGAGGCAGUCUUUAAACGAUUAGAGGAAAAACACCUCACAUUAAACAAAGAAAAAUGUGAAUUCAACAAAACGCAAAUUGAAUUCUAUGGAUAUGUAUUCAGUUCAGAGGGAAUUUCCGCAGACCCGAGAAAAGUGGAUGCGAUAAAGAACUCUGAGAUACCGUCAAAUGCAAGUGAAGUCAGGAGCUUCCUAGGCAUGACAAACUAUGUAGGGAGAUUUAUUCCCAACUAUUCAACAAUUACUGCGCCAUUACGAGAGCUAACCAAGCAAAAUGUGAAGUUUGAGUGGCAACCUAAUCAACAAAAAGCAUUCGACAUGUUGAAACGUGAACUUACAAGUGACAAAGUUAUGGCAUAUUUUGAUCCGUCAAAAGAAACAACAAUGAUUGUUGAUGCAAGUCCCGUAGGACUUGGUGCGUUAUUAACACAAGAAGGCAAAGUCAUAUCGUACGGCAGUCGUGCGUUAAAUGAUGUGGAAACUCGAUACUCACAAACUGAGCGCGAGGCACUGGCAGUUGUUUGGGGAUGUGAACAUUUUCAUCUGUAUUUGUUUGGUCAAGAUUUCAAAGUCAUUAGCGACCACAAGCCAUUGGAAGCGAUUUUUAAUAAUCCGCACUCAAAGCCUCCUGCGAGAAUAGAGAGAUGGCGAUUAAAACUGCAACCAUAUCAUUUUAAGCUACAGUACCGUCCAGGGAAAACAAAUGCGGCAGAUUACAUGUCCAGGCAUCCGUCUAAGUCAACAAAGAUAAACAGUCUGUCAGAUAUCGCCGAAGAAUACGUUAAUUACGUAACAGAGAAUGCCGUACCUAAAACGUUGACCUUAGCUGAAAUCAGCGAUGGAACUCAAAAAGACCCUAUCCUUCAACGAGUAAUUGAAGCAAUCAUUUCCAAGAAAAAGAUUCCAGAAUCUAAAGACCUCGAUAAAACAAUUGAAACUUUUAGACGAAGGCAAAAUGAACUAACUUUGCACCGUGACGGAAACCACAGCGUUCUACUCAUCGAAAACAGGUUGGUCAUUCCUAGAUCAUUACAACAAACGGUUAUCAAAUUAGCGCAUGAAGGUCAUCAGGGGAUAGUCCGUACUAAACAGCUACUCAGAGAAAAGGUUUGGUUUGUCAACAUAGAUAAGCAAGUAGAAGAAUUUUGUAAAGGAUGCGUUCCCUGUCAAGCAUCAGUACCAGGACAAAAGUACGCACCAUUGAAGAUGUCACCCCUACCUAACCGACCGUGGUCUGAGGUCAGCAUGGAUUUCUGUGGACCAUUUCCGUCGGGAUCCUACUUAAUGGUCGUUGUUGAUGAUUAUUCAAGGUACCCUGUUGUCGAAAUUCUAUCAAAAUUAACAGCAAAGGCAGUGAUACCGAAACUUGACAACGUUUUCGCCUUAUUUGGAAUUCCUGAUGUAGUCAAAACCGACAAUGGACCUCCGUUCAACGGAUCGCUCUUCAAGGAGUUCGCAAAACAUCUAGGAUUUCAACAUAGGAAAAUUACACCGUUAUGGCCACAAGCAAAUGGAGAAGCGGAACGAUUCAUGAAGACCAUUGGAAAAGCGAUUCGAGCCGCACAUGCAGAACACAGAAGCUGGAAACAAGAGUUAUACAGUUUUUUGCGCAACUAUAGGGCGACGCCACAUGCAACAACGAGCGCAACACCCGCGGAAUUACUACUAGGGAGAAAAUUAAAAACCAAAAUUCCCGAGAUUAUUCCAUCGUCUAAAAACACGGAAAUAUCACGUAAAGAUCAAAAAGAAAAAGAAAAAAUGAAGAGAUAUGCAGACAUUAGAAGAGGAGCACUAAAUCAUAAGCUGCAGCCGGGAGACAAAGUCCUUGUGAAACAACAGAAACAGGACAAACUAUCUACUCCAUACAGUCCCGAGCCGUACGAAGUAGUUAAACAAAAAGGCUCUAUGAUAACCGCUAAGAAUGAUAACAAAGAAGUCACCAGAAACGCAUCAUUCUUCAAGAAAAUUAAAGAACACGAAAGGUCAUCCGAGGUACCAGACGAUUCGAGUGAUGAAUUAAUUACCGCACAGCCGGAGCCUAGACGGUCAACUCGCGAGCGCAGACCACCAGCGCAUUUGAAAGAUUACGUGUGCGCAUAGUGUGAAGAUUUGUAAUGGGGCAUAAUAAUCCCCAAAUCAUAAUUAUAUAGUGAUUUUGUACAUAACAUUAGUAAUUAUGCAUGAAUAUGUUGUUUUAGAAAGUCCGAGGAAAGAGACACCAAUGUUGAACGGACAUUUAGAAAAUUACGGACAAUUCUCAAAAUGAAUCCCACAUGAACUUUGAUAAGUGUAAACGUUAAUUAGAAUUAUUUCGAUGUACAUGCUUUCAAUUAAAGAAAGGGAGGGAUGUAAUGUUUAUACUCUAAAUUAAAUCUGUCAAUCUAUAAUUAACAAUUAUCAUGCCAGCAUCAGAAUGUUUAUUUUCAAUCAAGCACUGCUCUCUGACAUUAUCAGUUCUCACGAUAAAGUUCUCUCCCUAAUUUCAUCUGUUGUCAAUCAUUAUCAUAUGCAUGGGAAUAUGUUCAAUCUGAUGGUCAC